CCUGUUCGGAGCAAGACCACAACUCUUAUUAAUAGCAAGACUGCAACAUGGGUGACUACGGUCAGUACGAUGUGCCCAAGGCGGACGAGAUGAUCAACUUCAAGGUUGGUCAGCCCGCCCCUGCCAUGCUGCCGCUGGACAAGAUCCGCGAGGCUGCUACGCUUAAGUUUUCCGAGACGGACCCUAUGUUCCUGCAGUACGGUGUGAUUAAGGGCUACCCCAAGUUCCGCAAGACUCUGGCUGAGUUCCUGACCAAGGGAUAUCAGCACGAGGUGGACCCGGAGAAGCUCUUCGUGACGAACGGCGUGACCGGCGGUCUGGCGCUCAUCUGCUCGCUGUUCCUGCAGUCGGGCGACCUCGUGUUCAUGGAGGAGCCGUCGUACUUCCUUGCGCUGAGCAUCAUGAAGGACUUUAAGAUCAACGUGCGUCAGAUCCGUAUGGAGGAGGACGGACUGGACAUCGACGAGCUCGAGCGUCUGCUACAGCGUGGCAUUGUUCCUAAGAUGCUGUACACCAUCCCCACGUGCCACAACCCCACGGGGCGAACACUCAGCGUUGAGAAGCGUAAGCGUCUAGUAGAGCUCAGUGUCAAGUACGGCUUCAUCAUCGUGGCCGAUGAGGUGUACCAGCUGCUGUCCUUCCCGCACGUGACGCCCCCUCCGCCCAUAUUCACGUUUGACGAGCACGACACGGUGCUCGCUCUGGGUAGUUUCUCCAAGAUCCUGGCUCCUGCUCUUCGUCUGGGCUGGAUCCAGGGCUCUCACAAGCUUCUGAGCAAGAUCGAGGGCUGUGGCCAGCUCGACUCCAGCGGCGGUAUCAGCCCCGUCAUUUCCGGUAUCGUUCACGCCGCUAUCGCCUCGGGACUGCAGCAGGAACACCUGGACACGACUGUGCAGACUCUUUGGGGCCGUGCUGACGCUCUCAUGAAGGAGCUGAAGGCCUGUCUGCCUGAGGGCGUGACGUUCGAGGUCCCGGAUGGUGGCUACUUCGUCCUGGUGCGUCUGCCCGAGGGCUUGAACGCCAACGACCUGCUGCCUAUUGCUCAGAAGCACAAGGUCAUGUUCCUACCUGGGGCCUCGUUCAGCAGCAACAUGAAGAACUUCCUGCGACUCAGUUUCUCGUGGUACGACUUCCCAGACAUGCAGCUCGGCGCUCGUCGUCUUGCGGACGCUAUUCGUGAGUAUCAGGAGAUCUUCGCAGCCCAGAAGAAGUCGGAGGAGGCUUCGGCCACUAGUGCCGGUCAGGGUGUCCGCGUUGCCGUGCACGGACACGACGGACGUCUGGGCUCGCUCAUUGUGACUGAGCUCAGCAAGACCGACAACGACGCUAGCUUUGCUGGUGCCAUUGUCACGCGUCUUGAGACUGGCGUCCAGGCCCCGGACCUUAACAACGUGGACGUUGUUAUCGACGUGACGCUGCCUGCUGGCACCAAGAAGGUUAUCGCGUACCUCCGUGAACAGAAGGACGCUGGCAAGAUCAACAAGCUGCCUGCUCUGGUUGUGGGCACGACGGGUGCGCUGCCAAUGGAGGACCUGGAGGCCUACUCGAAGCUGGCCCCUGUCGCCCUUCGCUCGAACUUCUCGGUGGGUGUGCCCCUCGUGUCGGAGCUGAUUAAGGCUGCUGCCUUCAAGCUGCCCACUGAGGGCUGGAACGUCGAGGUGACGGAGAUCCACCACACCAAGAAGCUGGAUGCUCCUAGCGGAACGGCCAAGACGCUGGUCAAGUCGCUGGCUGCCACGGGUGCCGCGUGUCUGGGCGAGACCGGCCAGGCCCCGACGCACUCUCUGCGUCUGGGCGACGAGGUCGGCCAGCACACUGUGCUAUUUGCUGGCCCCGGCGAGCGCAUUAAGAUCGUCCACCAGGCCACUCGCCGUGAGGUGUUCGCCAUCGGUGCCGUGCGUGUCGCCUCGCAGGCUCCUUCCAUGCCUCUCGGCCUGCACUCGGACUAA
Molecule: messenger RNA, 1949 nt
Organism: Phytophthora infestans T30-4
Lineage: Eukaryota; Oomycota; Peronosporomycetes; Peronosporales; Peronosporaceae
Product: aminotransferase, putative
Exons: 1
Coding region: 48-1949 (633 amino acids)
Molecular function (GO): pyridoxal phosphate binding; 4-hydroxy-tetrahydrodipicolinate reductase activity; L-2-aminoadipate:2-oxoglutarate transaminase activity
Source: RefSeq, a predicted model, not a curated record